AUGUCUACGGUACCACAUAGUGAAUCAGUACCUCAGUUGGGCACACUGCCAUCUGCUAUAACAGAAACGGCUGCAGCACAGCCAGUCGCUUCGUCGCAACCAACGAGCGUGGCGAAUAGCAACGGCAGUGUAAGAAUUGUUGAAAAAGUGGAAAUGGCCACGAUGACUGAUAUGUUUCCCAUAGAAAAAGAAGAAAGUGAAAGUGUUGCACAGAGUAGUAAACCUAGCGUGAGUGGAGAUGUGGCGAAAAGCAAAACGCUGCCCCAGCUGGCCCCUCUACAGCCACCAGUUAAGAUCCAGUGCGUGUUACCAGCUACUAUCACUGAGAAUAGUGAAAUGGUUAUCAAAGAAACCGUCAAAGAGAUGGAAAAACUAGAACUGGACGAUGCUGCUCACGCGGAAGAACCCGACACACUUUCACCUCUGAUGACCGAUAACUACACAUACCUUCAGCAUCAGGAAAUGGUGCUAGAAGAAGGUGAAUUAAAUCCUCAACACCAUUAUCACCAUCAUCAUCACCAUCACGGUCACGACGAGAUCCACGACUAUGAUCUCGAUGACGAUGAAGAGGAAGAUGACGAUAUGUACAUGGAAGACGACGACCAUAUGGUGCCUCUUUCGGCGGUUCCGCCAGUCAAUAUGAAACAUUCGGAUACGAAAGAUUCGAUCAGUUCCAUUGAUAGUGAUGUCUCUAUGUCAUAUGAUCGAAGAGAUUCGACUGAAUCCCAGCAUCCUCCGGAAGAUGUCGGAACUGGAUCAUCUGACGAUAAUGCUAAGGACUCCGGUUGUGAAAUCACGAAAAAGUUAGAGGAAAACACACCUGCUGAAGAGGAUGCUUACGAGAUCCCCGACGAUGAUAUGUGCGAAAAAAUUAUAGAACAGGUGGAGUUUUAUUUUUCCAACGAAAAUAUUUUGAAGGAUGCCUUCCUAUUGAAGCACGUUCGCCGAAACAAGGAAGGAUUUGUAAGUCUAAAGCUGGUAUCUAGCUUUAAACGUGUUCGACAAUUAACAAAAGAUUGGCGAGUCGUAGGCUACGCCAUCAAACGUAAAAGCGUUAAGAUUGAGUUAAACGAUUUGGGUACUAAAAUCCGUCGUCUAGAACCACUGCCAUUAUAUGAUGAAACAACCCCAUCCCGAACAGUCGUUGCAACGGGUCUACCGUAUGACAAAUAUACUGUUGAAAAAGUAUCCGAACUGUUCUCCAAAUGCGGUGAAAUAUCGCUUAUUCGAGUUUUACGUCCAGGAGGACCUAUUCCAGCGGAUGUUCGUCAGUUUAUCAACAAACAUCCUGAGCUGCAGCAAAAUGAGUGCGCAUUAAUUGAAUUCACCGAAUCGAUAUCAGCUCGUCGUGCUCAAAAUAUCGACGAGUUCAUUGUCCUGGAGCUGGUCGCACCCAAGAAGAAAACUGGCAAGAAGGCCAAUGUAACCCGGUUCGUGGAAAAUUAUAAGUACGUUACCAGUCAUGACAUUGAGCGUAGCCGAGGAGGCGAAACCUUGGAUCGAUUCAAGAUGCGUCGAGGCUCCGGUUUUUACCCUAAACAGGAAAUACAACAUGUAUACCAGCCGAUGAUUCCACAGCCCAUGCCUCCACAAGAGCAACCAAGCAUGCAACCAAUGAUGCCGCUGCAACCUCAACAGCAGCAGCAGAUGCAACCACCGCAACAGCAACAACCACCACCACAACAGCCUAUGUUCAUACCACACUCACCACAGCAGAGAAAGUAUUCAUAUGGAAACGAAAACUAUGAUUACUUCAAUCGACGCCCGAGCAACUUUUCAAUGGGAAGCAGUGAUGCUUCCCGUAAAUACUCCAGCUGUUCCGAAGGAUACUCUAGCUGUGGCGAGAUGUCACGUCGGAUGUCCCAAUGUUCGUCAGGGCUCGACAGCAUAUCACGAAGAACAUCGAACUGCUCUGAAGUGCCAUCUAGACGUUCAUCAAAUUGUUCGGAUUUCUGUACAUGCUCACGACGUGUCUCUCAAUGCUCGGAUAUGUAUCGUCGAAUUUCCCAAUGUUCAGAUCACAACCAGCGCAAGUUUUCGGUUGGAUCUAAUUACGACCGAAAAUUCACGAACUCACCGGAUAUGGGUAUGCCCCAACGUCGCAUUUCGAUGGAGUCCAACUAUGAACGAAAAUUCUCCAAUGGACCAAAUAUGUACGAAAGUCCAAAUAUUUCGCCCAGAAAGUACUCCAAUGGCUUCGAUCCACUGAGAAAAUUAUCAAGCAGCUCGGAAUACUACAAUGGCCGACGCAUUUCAACCGAUUCAGGCUACGAUCGACGCAUUUCUGUUGCUUCGGAGUGUUCGAAUGGUGGACCAAGGUCACGCUCCGGGAGUGCGGUACAAAUGCAGUGUCAGCAGCACGGUCAGGGAGAAACGGUAGUGCGCACCCCGAUUGGUCCAGAUGGCAGCAAAGGAUUCGGUUCCAGGACCCGUCGCGUUGGACAGAUUGUACCACCUGCCUGA
Sabethes cyaneus is the source of this 2463-nucleotide messenger RNA. RefSeq lists its product as uncharacterized. Bases 1 to 2463 code for a protein of 820 amino acids. Gene Ontology annotation, molecular function: mRNA binding. Gene Ontology annotation, biological process: RNA processing. The transcript has a single exon. The record is from RefSeq and is a predicted model, not a curated record. Lineage: Eukaryota; Metazoa; Arthropoda; Insecta; Diptera; Culicidae. Gene Ontology annotation, cellular component: nucleus.